This is a messenger RNA of Ilyonectria robusta, 972 nucleotides long. Its product is annotated as uracil phosphoribosyltransferase. The record is from RefSeq and is a predicted model, not a curated record. The coding region runs from base 93 to 764 and encodes 223 amino acids. The transcript is spliced from 5 exons. Lineage: Eukaryota; Fungi; Ascomycota; Sordariomycetes; Hypocreales; Nectriaceae.
ACCAUCAUCUUUCAACGGGGAUAUCUCCAGUGGACCUUCUCUAGAAGAAACUGAAAAAAGAUACGGCGUCAACAGGAACCUCCAGUGCCAAAAUGAGUCUGAUGAAUGGCAUACCGACUUCUAGUCGCGUGACCGUCUUGCCUCAGGAUAACCAUCUAUUGGCACUGAUGACAAUCCUGCGAGAUUCGAAAACAGAUUGCAUCAAAUUCGCAGAUGUUGUCGAAAGGGUGUCAACCUUGGUCAUGGCAGCUGCCUUGAAUCUGCUGCCAGUUGAGGCUUCAGAUGUCACAACACCAACAGGCGCCACAUUCCAGGGUGCUCUGGCAACCAAAGAGGUCUGUGGAGUAAGCAUACUUCGCGCUGGUGCUAGCAUGGAAAAUGCGCUACGAAGGACUUACACUGGGCCUUUGAGUUACGGAAAGAUUUUAAUCCAGCGAGACGAGUCAACGUGUCUCCCUGCACAUCUCUAUUCAAAAUUCCCAAAGAACGUAACGAGGAAAGCCGUUUUUAUACUUGAGCCGAUGUUGGCAACUGGCGGCUCAGCGUGUAUGGCUAUCGACAUCAUCAAGGCAGCUGGCGUCCCAGAGGAGCAGAUUUAUUUCAUUAAUCUAGUAGCGUCCCGCAAAGGGUUGGACACGCUCGGUUCUCGCUUCCCAGAAGUGCGGAUAGUGACGGCGGCGGUGGACGAGGAGUUGACAGCCUCCAACCACAUCACCCCUGGAUUGGGUGAUUUUGGCGAUCGGUUUUACGGAACGGUUGACUGAACAAGGGAAAAUCUUAUCUCGAGACUGAUUAGAUGUUUUACGCGUCUCAAUCAAAACAUAACUUCUUUCAUUGAAGAGCGUGGUGUUCGACGUGUAUUAAUUUCUCGCCCUCGCCACGGUUAGACUUCCACAGCCGGCUGUCUUCAAGGUUUGCCACGACGUCCGCAUUCACACAGAUGAUCCGAUAAUUUUCUUAUGAAUAUGUUCC